AUGGUGCCAGCUCAGCGCUCCUGGCCUCCAGUGCGUCUCUUCGGCCCAGGAUAUCCUGCUCCGGCUCUGCGCACUGUGUCUCCGGUGCGUCUGCACAGCCCAGUGCGUCCUGUGCUAGCGCCCCGCAUUUGCCGGGCAAAAGUAACCAUCCAGCCAGGACGGGUUGUGCCAGCUCUAGUCUUGAGACCUCCAGUGCGCCUCCACGCCCCAGUGUAUCCGGUGCCUACUCCACGCACCAGGCUUCCAGUGCAUCUCCCCAGUCUGGUGAGACCUGUUCCAGUUCCACGUACAAGGUCUCCAUUAUGUCUCCCCAGCCUGGUAAGCCCUGUGGCAGCUCCACGCACCAGGCUUCCAGUACGUCUUCUCAGACCGGUGAGACCUGUUCCGGCUCCACGUUCAAAGCCUCCAGUGAUGAUCCAUGGCACGAAGCCUCCAGUGAUGAUCCAUAGCAAGAAGCCUCCAGUGAUGAUCCAUGGCACAAAGCCUCCAGUGAUGAUCCAUGGAAUGAAGCCUCCAUUGAUAAUCCAUGGCACGAAGCCUGCAGCGAGGGUCCCCAGUCUGGGGCCUGCGACGAGGGUCCCCAGUCCGGGGCCUGCGGCGAGGGUCCCCGCAGCAGAGGCGCCACCAAAGUGGGGGGAGCCCGAGAUGGAGUGGGGUCUGCAUCCCACACCGGAGCCGCCACCACAAUGA
This is a messenger RNA of Oncorhynchus nerka (sockeye salmon), 690 nucleotides long. RefSeq lists its product as uncharacterized. The coding region runs from base 1 to 690 and encodes 229 amino acids. The transcript has a single exon. NCBI's taxonomy places the organism in Eukaryota, Metazoa, Chordata, Actinopteri, Salmoniformes, Salmonidae. The record is from RefSeq and is a predicted model, not a curated record.